Paramecium octaurelia is the source of this 5494-nucleotide messenger RNA. NCBI's taxonomy places the organism in Eukaryota, Ciliophora, Oligohymenophorea, Peniculida, Parameciidae. The record is from the annotation of a GenBank genome assembly.
AUGUCCAUAUUGGGAUACGUGCCUGCUUUGGUAGUGCAGCAUCUUUUGAAUCUAAAAAUGAAUAAAUUAUUGAGAAAAUUACCAGAGAAAUAGAGAAUAAGAAGUGUUGUGAUGUUUGCAGAUAUAUCUGGAUUUACACGAUUAACAGAACUAUUGAGUUAAUUGGGAACUGAAGGGGCGGAGCGAAUAGCAUUUGCAAUUAAUCGCUACAUGGAAUUAUUGGUUUAAGGAAUAGGAAGAAGUGGUGGUGAUAUUUUCAAAUUUGCAGGAGGUAUAAAAGUUUUAAAUAUUCUUAAGAUGCUAUGAUUGUUAUCUGGCCUCCUCCUCCAAAUGAUCAAAACUUUCAGCAGAAUUUAGAAACUUUGCUUAAAUAAGCCAUUUAGUCGGCUUUGUUAAUAUAAGAAAAAUUAACAAAAGCAUAGAUUGAAUAGGGCAUAUAACUUAGUGUAAAGAUCGGCUUUGGAGUGGGAGAAAUGAACAUAAUUCAUGUCGGAGGUGUUUUCAAUAGAAUGGAGUAUUUGGCAACUGGAGACCCUUUGAUCUAGGCUUUUCAUUCUGAACACUGUUUGACUGAGGGUGGAAAAAUAAUCAUCUCUUAGUAGAUUUAUGAUAUGAUUAACAAUUUCUUCGAAUGUUAGAAGGUAGUUGAUCAUGAAGGACACUACGAGGUCAUUAAACUAUAGUAAGCCAAAGUUAAGAUGAAGGCAGAUGCACUUUUAAUCAAAAAUAAUAUCACCUUAUCAUAAUUCCAAAUGAUUAGAAAUGAGAUCCAAUCUUACAUCCCUGCUGCUCUUCUACCUUACAUUGAUAUAAAUGAAGAAGCAUGGAGUGCUGAAUUGCGAAGAUUGUCUAUAAUGUUUGUAAACUUAAAAAUGGAUUUGAAUUCUGCAAAAAAUGCUUAGGGAUUGGAAUAAAUUUAAAGAGUCAUUAAAACUGUAUAAAAAUGUAUUUAUAUGCAUGAAGGAUCAUUAAAUAAGCUAUUAAUGGAUGAUAAGGGUUCAACUUUAAUUGUUGUUUUUGGUCUUCCUCCUCUAAGUCACUAAAAUGAUCCUGUCAGAGCAAUCUUGACAGCAUAAUUGAUGAAUAAAGAAUUGCCAAAAAUUAAUUGUGGCUGCUCUAUUGGAAUUGUUACAGGCACUGUAUUUGCAGGAGUAGUUGGUACAAGUGGUUCAAGAAGAGAAUACUCAGUUCUGGGUGAUUCUGUAAAUCUUGCAGCGAGAUUGAUGCAAGCAGCUUGUUCGGAGACAACUCACAAAAUUCUGAUGUGUUUGGAAACUGCUAAGAGUGCUGGAAAUUGUAUAAGUACUGCCUUUUUGAGAUAAACUUAAGUUAAGGGCAAGAAUGCUCCUGUUCACAUUUAUGUGCCACUUGAUAAAUAAGUGGAACCAACUCAGGGUAAUUUGUUACCCAAUUUCAAAACUCAUAAUUAUGCAUACGGAUUUGCUAAGAAAUCAGAUUUUAUUGCUGUUUAAUUAUUUGGAAGAGAGGAAUAGCAUAAAAAGUUGUUGAAUCAAAUUGAUAAGGUGAUUAAAGGAGUUGACAAGAAGAGUUUGAUAAUUCUAAAAGGAACUUAUGGAUGUGGAAAAAGUAUUCUGGCUAAAAAGGUGUUGCAUAGAGUGUAGGAGAAGAUCAAUUCCAAUUAGUACAGUCCAUGGAAGUAUGGUGAGUAUCCGCAUAUCCUUGUUUAAUAAUUGGAUCCCAUAACGAGGACAUUUAAAUUAAAUGGAUUAAGGAGUAUUUUGAAAUAAAUCUUUUUAUUGUAUGCAAAAAGAGUAGAGAAACCACCAAAUAUGGAUUUAUUCAAUAUGAUGGUGGAUGUUAAUAUUCAUCCACAGAAUAUGAUUUAAAUGUUAUAGGAGAUAGUGGGUUUGAAUGAUAACAGACAUUUAGAGAAGUUCCCUGCAAGAUAACAAGAAGAGGACAAAGAAAUCGAUGUCAAAAGAAUAGUGUUUCAAUUUUUAAGCAAUUUCUUUGAGUAAAUUCCCAGUAAAUUCUCUGAAUUGUACGAAGGAAGAGCUCCAGAUCAAAUUGGAUGGGAUGUGAUGAAGUCAUCUGUUCAAAGAUAAAUCAAUUAUUCUAUUAAAUAUACUAAUAUUAUAGCACCUGUGGUUUUGUGUUUAGACGAUAUUUAGAAUUAUGAUUAAAUUUCAUUCCAAAUUUUGAGAUAAAUGGUUAAAACAUAUGAUAGACUUACUAUUUUGGCGUUGUACAGAGAUUCAUUUCAAGAAAUGAUUAUCUAACCAAAAGUGGCAGAGAAAAGGAAGUCUCAGGAGGAUAUUGCUAUUGAAGGAAUUACAGCAUUGGAGGAUAGAAUGGAUGGAAAUCCUUUUAUAUUGAUGCAAUUAAGAGGAGUGGAAAGAAAAGGAGGAGUAGAUGAUGAAUUUGCUAAGAUGAUCAGAUUUUCAUUCAAUAUCCAGAAGUUUACACCAGAGUAGGAAUUUAGAUAAAGUAUUGCAGAAGGCAGUAUUAGAAAAAGAAACACUUCUUCAAUUCAUGAUGUCGUAAUAUAAGAGAAUCAAUCAAGAGAAAUUAAUAAUUAAUUUCUAUUUUGUGAGAACAAACAGAAACUAAUUAAAACUGAUGUUGAGUUAUUGUUUAUGUAGUGGAUCUAUAUGAAAACUGGCGGAAAUCCAUUAAUGGUUUUGAACUUUGUGUAAAAUUUGAUUGAUUUGGAUUUGAUCAGACUAAGUCCUAAGAAUGCUACCAUAACAAACGAAUUAGUUAAUUUAAUUAAUUAUGAAGAAAGUAUCAUAGUAGAUGCUCCUUAUUGUAGAAUUGAAGUAAACGGUCCUAUCAUUGAUAAGUUAUCUUGUUUAGAAUAGCUAUUAUUGAAAUCUGCUAGUGUCAUUGGAGAUAUAUUUGACAUCCAAUUGUUGAAUAAGACUUAUCCAUUCAAAAAUGCAGUCAACAAUAAAUUGUAAAAGUUUUUGGAUGAAUUAGAGGCAAAAGAAGUUAUUGAAGUCAUGGAAGUUAGAGAAUAAAAUAUCUUCUAUCGUUUUACAUGUCCCUUCAUGAGGGAUUGUCUUUAUUAGAGGAUUACUUUUAAAUAAAGAAGAUAAUUACAUAAGGCUGUGGCUGAGGCCAUUUAACAAUUGCCUUUACCAUUUGAAACUGAAGAAUUAGUGGAAUGCAAGAAACUGCAAUUCUAAUGGUUGAUGGCAGAAUCUAAUGCUUAUCAAUAAAUUAACUUUGAAAAUAAUGAUGAUAAUAAAUCUAAUUCCAAACCCAACUUUUUGGUCAAUCUAAUUAAUCCCAAAUGUACAUAAGAUACACAAAAAUUUUAGAAUAUGUCAAGUAAAGCACUGAAAUCCAUCAUUUUAAAAUAAAUUGGAAAUAAGUUCAAUAGAUCCUAAAACCAUGCAAACAUUAUUUUGAGAGGAGGAGUCUUGAUUAAGAAAUCCAAAAAUAGAGUAUCUUCAGUUCCCAGGUAUGUGAUUCUGGAUGGCAAAGAACUCAAGUUGUAUUAGAAUAGACAAGACUCUCUCAAUAGUGAAUUACCCUUAUGCUCAAUUCCAUUAAAGAGCAUAUAUUCAGUCAUGGCUUUGGAAAGUGACAAGAACUUUACUUUACAAAUUGGUUCAACCUAUUGGUAUAAGAAUUUGAAGGAAAUGGGGGAUAGAAAGUUUCUAUUUGAUGCUAAGGAUAAUGAAGAUUUAUAAUUAUGGACAAUCUAUUUGGAAUUCGCUAAGGCUCUUGCCAUUUAUGAGGAUUUCACUAAUAACUAUGGUAAAAUAUGCUUCCCCUUAUCCAACCAAUAUGAAUAGUAUGAUUCACAAUUUAAAUAUGACAUAAGAAUUGAAGUAUAUAUUAUCAUCAUAUACAUAGAAUAAAUCGAUUCGAGGAAUAUAAAUAGAAAAAACACAAAAAAACAAUAAGGAGUCAAUUGUCUAAAGAAACAGCAUACGCUCCAACAGACACUCGAAAUUUACUGUUUCAAGUAAACAAUUUAAGUUUAUGGAAAAGAAUUCAACUGAUGAAUUAUAAACUUAGAGUGCUUAAGUAGUGGAUAUGCAAUUAUUAAAAGAAAGAGUCAAUUUGUUUUUGUAAAAAGGGUGCGUAUAUUUUUCAUUUUAUAUAGUAUUUUGCUCUUGUUUUCUCAUUUAUUUGAACAAUCAAUUCAAAAGGCAGACGAUUUCAAAAUUUUAGGGAAUACUAGCAUUGCAAUGAGAAAAUUGAAUAACGUUUUUAAGAUAGAUAAGCAAUUGAUUAAUGAACACAAUAAAAAAUCAAGUGCUUUUUUGCAACAACAAUAAAUAAUGAUGGAGGACAAACAAGAAACAAAAUUAUAGGAUAAUUGGGAAAUAGUAAUUUAGAAGGUAGAAAUGGAUAAUGAUUUAACAAAUAAUCAAAAUUCAAAUUUUAUGCUGGAAGAGAAAAUAGAGAAAACUGAUAUGAUUUUUGAGUUAGAGAGAAAAAAUUCAUAAGAUUAAGAAAAAUUGUAGGAACUAGAAAAUGAUGACUAGACACCGAAAUUAAAUUUAUAGGUGAAAUCAUUCAGAGAUAUUAAGGAAAACAUAGAUGAGGAGGAAAUAGACAACUUUUAAUUGGAUGGUAUUCACAUAUAUAAAUAUUAAUUUAGAGAGUGCAUUAAGAAAACAAUAGCAUUUAAGAAUUCAAAGAUUAUAAAAUUUUAAAUGUUCUUUUGGCAAUGAUUCAUUUCAAAAAAUGCAUUCUGAAAGCGUAUUAAGAUCUUCACCUUUGAUGAAAUAAGAAGAUACCUUGACUGAAGUUUUGGCCACUCAAUCUCAAACUGAAAAUUCAAAGAGAGAAUCUACAGACAUAUACUAAUCAUCUUAACAGCCACCUUUAUUGUUAACUAAGAUAUCAGAGAAGGAAUCAAUUACGGAUGCUUCUUGUUAAGUGAGUCGACAUUUAUCUACAUGUUAUGUGGAUAAGAUAAUUCCAGUAAGUAACAAUUAAAGAUCCAGAUAGACUAGCAAUAUCAAUAAUUAAUAAAAUAGGUCACCUCCUCAUACAUAAAAAUCAUUGACCCCUACAAAUCACUCAUAAAAAAAUACUUAAUUUAACUUAUUGGACGAAUGCAAAUCUAAAGCAAAAAGAGAUUCAUAAUUAUCAUCUUAAAUGAAUUCAGGCAGAAAUAAGCCUGCUCAUUUGCUAACAAAUUAUAUCAAUUCCUAGAAAACCUUUUCUAAAUAAAAUAGUAUUGUUUAUGGCACAGCUAUUAAUAAUUGUAAGCCAAUAACAGGCGAUAAUUUUAUUCUAAAACCUGGGUAUAAGGUGAUAGUCUAAAAGAUCGACAAGUAGGCACAAUUGAUAGAAUGUUUGUAUGAAAACUUAAUUGGAAUUUUCAGAUUGAGAGACAUUGCUGUUAUUGAAGGUAUUUAAAAUUAAUAUAUUGAAAUAAGAUCCUACUAUUGAGUAAAAAAUAGAAAUUACAUCAAUCUUAUCAAAAUAGUCAAGCAAAAGUCCAUUAAAAAAAUAAUUAUAAACCACCAGACCUAAACCGUUCCUAACUCCUACUAAAAAAAAUUGA